Messenger RNA from Vollenhovia emeryi, 1628 nucleotides. RefSeq names its product proclotting enzyme-like. The transcript is spliced from 8 exons. Lineage: Eukaryota; Metazoa; Arthropoda; Insecta; Hymenoptera; Formicidae. Bases 78 to 1451 code for a protein of 457 amino acids. Gene Ontology annotation, biological process: proteolysis. The record is from RefSeq and is a predicted model, not a curated record. Gene Ontology annotation, molecular function: serine-type endopeptidase activity.
CUGUUCUCUGGCUGUCGACUAAAAAGCCGUGUCGUCGCGUUGCCGUGACUUGUCAUAUAACGAGAGCCGGUGCGCCGAUGUUAAUUAAAAUGGCGCACAUUAGUGUCUACCGACUUGUGUUAUUCCCUUUAUUGUGCGCCCUUCAGUGCUGCCGAUGUCUCCCCUUCGAUUUUCAAAGCACCACGGAGCCUGCGGUACUUGGGGAUCAGGCGAGUCAGGAAUGGCGGGCACUUCAUACGGAAAUGUUUCAAUUUCCGGGAAAUACUUCCCAUUCGUACUCUCGCGACGUACGGUUUCUCCAAAGAGGACCCAAGAUUUCUCGGCAGAAAAAAUAUCAAGCUUGCACCGCGCCGGGCAAUCGAGGCGGCCACUGCAAACAUUUGAGCGCAUGCCCUUCGGCGAACCGCACGUACUUUCCGCAAUUUAUGGAUUAUAUGUGCAUAAUUGAAAACACGUACGUCGGCGUGUGCUGUCCGGAUAGCGUUGGGGAAACGCGCACGAAAAAAAUAUUCUACGACGAAUUAGCCGGCAUAUUACCGGCGAUAGCGAGUCUCGACGAUGUCGAUUUCGACAUCGAGGGAGAGCUGGACGAAAGCCGCGAGAACGCGGACGAGAACGGGCCAUCUGCUAGCACGGCAGCGAACGGCGAUGCGAAUUUGGGGAAGGAUGCGACGUCGGCCAAGCAAGAGACGGGGGGACCACGAAAACCCAGAGGAUGCGGCACAACCACGAAAAUGAGGAUCAGAAUCGCGGGUGGCCAACCGGCCGACCCUCAAGAGUGGCCGUGGAUGGCAGCUCUUCUCAGACAAGGCGCGAUUCAGUAUUGCGGAGGGGUAUUGAUCACUGACAGACACGUGCUUACCGCCGCGCACUGCGUUUACAGGUACAAACCACGUGACAUCACGGUGAGACUCGGCGAGUACGAUUUUACCACGUCCGAGGAGACGCGGACGUUGGACUUCGCGGUGUCGGAGAUACGGAUACACAGGGAUUUCAAGUUGAGCACCUACGAGCACGACAUCGCCAUCAUCAAGAUCAACCGGCCCACCGCAUUUAACAGCUACAUCUGGCCCAUCUGCCUACCGCCCGUUCAACAAUCGUUUGAGAAUAAGAACGCCGUCGUUACUGGCUGGGGCACGCAAUACUACGGAGGGCCAGCUAGUACAGUGCUGUUGGAAACCGAGGUACCGGUGUGGCCCCAAGAGAGAUGCGUUCGCAGCUUCACGCAACUGAUCCCGAAUACCACUUUGUGCGCCGGUGCUUACGAAGGGGGUCGCGACGCCUGUCAGGGCGACUCCGGCGGUCCGUUGCUGCAUCAACUCGCCAACGGCAGGUGGGUCAGCAUCGGAAUAGUAUCCUGGGGGAUCCGCUGCGGCGAACCCGGAUACCCGGGGAUAUACACCCGCGUGAGCUCUUACCUCGAUUGGAUAUUCGCGAACGCCGUGUUUUGAGAAUCACGUAGCAUCAGCCGCCGCUCUCACGUGCCAAAGAUGUUUCUACUUUUAUACACUUGGAAUAGCUUCGCACUUACGUAAGGCAUCCGGGCUGAUAAGGCCGCUCCCCGAUCGGACGCCGGGGGGUGACACCGAUAGGACGAUCUUGAAAACGAUUAAACUUUAUUUUCGGAA